ACUAGGUCAGAUGCAGGUCGGGAGGUGCAGCAACUGCAGCAGCGAAUAAUUUACCCAUUUAAUGUCAUGACAUGGCUGAAUCGCAAUAUGCCAAGAGCAUUGAGCUCUCACAUGCAGAGGCAUUCAGAAAUAUGAAAAAUGCAAAAAGAUUUGCAAUUGAUAUAGGUGGUUCCCUGGCCAAGCUUGCCUACAUUUCCACAGUACAGAGGAAGAAGUCACUACUGGCAGAGGGCCUUGAUAAUCUGGAGAAUGCAGAGCAUAUAUACACAGUUGUGGAGGACAUUGAGAACCAAGAUGCCUUACAUUUUGUGAAGUUUGAGAGUAAAUUUAUAGAGACCUGCCUGGACUUCAUCCAGGGAAACCUACUGCCAGCAAAUAAGGAGAACCUGAAGAACAAGGUCAUCAAGGUCACAGGAGGGGGAGCCUUCAAGUACAAGGAUUUGAUAACCAGUAAAUUAGGGGUACAGGUAGAUAAAGAAGAUGAGAUGGAGUGUUUGAUAAAAGGUUGCAACUUUCUUCUGAAGAACAUCUCUGAUGAGGCAUUCACCUAUGUCAAACAUGGCAACCCCGAGUACGACUUCCAGGCUGUGGGAUCCGACCCAGAAAUAUUUCCGUAUUUAUUGGUCAAUAUAGGGUCUGGAGUGAGCAUAUUGAAGGUAGAGGCAGAUGGUCAAUAUGAGAGAGUUGGAGGCACGUCAAUGGGAGGAGGAACAUUCUGGGGUCUUGGAUCUCUCCUCACCAAGGCUAAGGGAUUUGAUGAGCUGUUACAACUGGCAGCAAAGGGAGACCACAGGAACAUUGACAUGUUGGUGAAGGACAUCUAUGGAGGAGCUUACAACAGGGUGGGCCUGGCCUCUGAUGUCAUCGCCAGCAGUUUUGGGAGAGCAGCUCGGUCCGCACAGGAGAGACAGUAUGCAGACUUCAAGUCAGAAGAUAUUGCUAAGAGUCUCCUGAUCAGUAUUAGCAAUGACAUAGGACAACUGGCUUAUCUACACGCCAAGUUUCACAAACUGAAGAAAAUAUACUUUGGUGGCUUCUUCAUCCGUGGUCACCCUAUGACUAUGCAGACCAUCUCUUUCGCUAUUAGUUUUUGGUCUAAAGGAGAGAUCCAAGCUCUAUUUCUCAGACAUGAGGGAUACCUUGGGGCCAUAGGAGCCUUUCUGAAAGGAGCUGAGGAGGAGGAGGCUGACAAGUACUCGUGGAUUGAGGACUACGCAGGCAGCUCUGGUCUGCAGAGUCCUAGGACCAGUAAAGUCCCUCUGAGGGAGAGAAAGUCUACAUUUGACAUGCUAGAAUUACACAGGUUCUCCAACCCACUGGUCAACUGUCCACUACUGUUGGACCCAUCCAGUUAUUUCCCUGAUGUAGUGGACCUUACCCAGGACGCGGCCGCCAGGGAGUACUGGCUGCAGUGCUUUGAGGAAGCCACUGAUAAGUUUGUGGAACGUGCUAUUGCCAGUCAGCCAGACUCCGUAGACGCCAGUGACAGGGCUGCCAAGUUCAAGGACAAAUAUUUACAGAGAUUGAAGGAGUUUAAGGCAAAUCCAUCAGCAUUUGGGUCAUUAACAGUCCGUAGUCUUUUAGAUACAAGAGAACAUUUUUUAAAGGAGUCAAGUUUCUCGGACCCAUACAUUCAGCAAAAGCAAUUUGAAAAUGAACAGGCUUUGAAGCAUCUAGAGGACCAUCUGAAGUUUUUAGACAGCUUGUCUUGGCAGGCUAAACAGCUGGCCCUGGUGGAGGGUUUGCUGGCGGGGAAUGUGUUUGACUGGGGAGCCAAGGAAGUGGUGAACAUCAUGGAGGAGGGCCAGUUUGGGUUCACAGAGGCCAGGGCUAGGCUGCAAGCGAGGCCCUGGUUGGUGGAUAACUAUGAGCAGUGGUUAGAGAGGCUGAAAGGUCCCGUCCACAACUGUGCCGUCAUCUUCUGUGACAACAGUGGCAUUGACAUUAUACUGGGAGUGUUUCCAUUUGCCAGGGAGCUGCUCUCUAGAGGGACUAAGGUAAUCUUAUGUGCUAACACCAUGCCAGCACUGAACGAUGUCACAUACAGUGAAGUGAUAAUACUUGCCAAAAGAGUGGCCGCCAUCUCUGAGACGAUCUCCCGGGCGUUAGCAGAGGAGAGACUGGUGAUAAUGGAGUCUGGACAGGCUUCUCCUUGUCUUGAUCUCAGGUAUAUCAGUUAUGACCUGAGUAUGAAGAUACGUGACAUGGCGGCUGAUCUCAUUGUCCUGGAGGGUAUGGGCAGAUCAGUCCACACCAAUUACUCCACAGCCUUCUCCUGUGAGGCCCUGAAGAUAGCCGUCCUCAAGAACCGCUGGCUUGCUAACAGACUGGGUGGAGACAUGUUCAGCAUUAUAUUUAAAUAUGAAAAACCCAAGCGUGUGGUGCUACGGACGCACUCGUUACCUGCCAAGUUUUCUGUGGACAGCAGGUAGCAGUGAGUGGGAACAGUAAGCUGUGGCUGGAAGUUUCAAACUUGGAAAGGUUGACUUUCAGAAAAAAGUGGACCUUUUUAACCCCUUCCUGCAGGUGAUUAUGUUUGAGGAAUAAAAUAGGACCUUGAUCUGUUUUGAUCCAGAGUGGACCUACACGGGGCAGAAGGGCUGUUCUUUCAACCCACCGCACCCCCUCUGCCUACGACACUGGGAACAAAUGGUUUUGUUCCAGGAAGAAUGUUUGUAUGCAGUCACUAGGGUUACACCAGGUGACCUUAAAGAGUGGGGACAUUGUUAUACAGUUUUUUACAUGACAGGAAGUCAAGUAAGGUUGAUAGCACAUCUGCUACUGUGUCAAAGAACGUAUUCAGAUUCAAAUGUUGACUACAUCAAUCCAACUCUGCAGGAAUUUGCAUUCAGUGUAAUCAGCUUAAUUGACAGCAAGGGAGUAAUAAACUUUCAUGUGCAUUUGCCUUAUUUACCCAUGGCAGUUCCAGGAGGCACGUCAGACAUUUAUCCCGAUUACACUUAGGGAGAAUCUCUUGCAGAGUUGGGGCGAUCCAGCUAGUGUGAUGGUUUUGUGGGAAUGCUCCCAAAGAGAUCAUAUAGAUAUGUUGAUGAUAAUUUUAAUAUUAUUUAUUUUGAAAAAGUCUAAAUCCAUUAUCUGUUCAGUAGAGUUAACAACAAAAUUUAUAAAAGUUUAUAGACACUAAUGAUUAAAUGAUAUUAUAGAGUUAAAGUUUGACUAAAGAAAUAGUAAUUAAAAGUAAAAAAUCCAAGAUUUUAC
Molecule: messenger RNA, 3219 nt
Organism: Lingula anatina
Lineage: Eukaryota; Metazoa; Brachiopoda; Lingulata; Lingulida; Lingulidae
Product: 4'-phosphopantetheine phosphatase
Biological process (GO): coenzyme A biosynthetic process
Cellular component (GO): cytosol; nucleus
Molecular function (GO): ATP binding; pantothenate kinase activity
Source: RefSeq, a predicted model, not a curated record